Molecule: messenger RNA, 1971 nt
Organism: Pyrgilauda ruficollis (rufous-necked snowfinch)
Lineage: Eukaryota; Metazoa; Chordata; Aves; Passeriformes; Passeridae
Gene: IL18R1
Product: interleukin 18 receptor 1
Exons: 11
Coding region: 154-1818 (554 amino acids)
Biological process (GO): positive regulation of type II interferon production; interleukin-18-mediated signaling pathway
Molecular function (GO): interleukin-18 receptor activity; interleukin-18 binding; interleukin-1 receptor activity
Source: RefSeq, a predicted model, not a curated record
AGUUUCCACUGGCUGUUUCUACAAGGUCCAGUCUUGCAAAGUUUAUUCUCGUUGUGGAAAAAAAAAAGCACUGUCCUGUCCUGUGCUUUCAGAACAAGCAGGAGCAAUUCAAUUGCAUUUUUUUGGAGAAGAAGAGAGAAGUAACUCAAGAAAAUGACUCUGAUGAUUUUUUUGGUAAUAUUGAUCAUGGAAUCUGCCACUGGGAAGCUGUGUCCCAUUCGUGCCUCCAUUGAUGUUCUAGAAGGGGAAUAUUUUUUCCUUUGUUACCUUGAGUCAAGGCAAGAACAUUUUCAGGCAGAAGCGUAUACAAUAAACUGGUACAAAGAAAGUGCUGGAAAGCAGCAAGUGAUAAAGGAAACACGCAGAAUUGUUUCACAAAUGAACCUUCUGGAAUUUUGGCCAGCUGAACUCAGUGACUCUGGGAAUUACUCUGUCAUUCACAGCAAUGGAAAACAAAAUGCCACAAUUCAAAAGUGGACACUGAAUGUACUUGAAAGAAAUAAAAGCAGCUGUUUCAAUGAAAAUCAUUUAACUACAGAAAUUAAAAGUGCUGGAACUGGUCAUUCACUGAAAUGCAGCGAUUUGUCUGUCUAUGAAAAUGACAGCAUAACAUGGUAUAAGGACUGUAAGAAUUAUGAACAUGAAACAGAGAGGGAACUAAAUUUUAGAGCCUUAACAGUACAGAACUCUGGGAUAUAUACCUGUAAAAUCUUAAUCAGUCAUGAAGGAACAAUAUACCACAGCACAAAUACAAUUAAACUUGUAGUAGAAGAAGAUGCACCGGAGGCUUUCACUUUGGAGAUACUUGGAACUCAUGAAAAAUUUGAAACAGAAAUAGGUAAAGAAGAGAUACUCAAUUGCACAGGUUCCUUGGGUUAUUAUAUGCGAGAAGAUGCCAGCCUCUACUGGUUAAUUAACCAAACCUUUCCAGAACAAUGCACAGGUAUCCCUGAGAAUGAACCUUCAAUAUGUGAAGAAGAACUCAAAACACUACAGCUGGGAAAUAAGUUCUAUAUCACAAGGCUACUACGGAUUAAAAAAGUAAGAGAUGAGGACAUGCAUCAUAAUUUCACCUGCAUGUUGCAAGCUGAUGAAAGCACACAGAUAAAAAUAGUAAAACUGAAGAAAGGGAAGAUUCAAGACUUGCCAGUGCACAUAUUUACCACUGGAAUGGUCCUUGCUCUGCUAUUUCCAUUUGUUGCUGUAGCUGUGGUGUUUGUGGUUGUGAUGUUUAGGGUGGACUUUGUUCUAUUUUACAGAAAUAUUUGCAGGAGAGAUGAUACUGCUGGAGAUGGAAAAGAAUAUGAUGCAUUUGUGUCUUACCUGAAAGACUGUGUUUCUCCUACUGAAGAAGAGAGAGAAUUUGCUUUGAAGGUGUUGCCCAUGAUAUUAGAAGAAAACUUUGGGUACAAGUUAUGUAUAUUUGAAAGGGAUGUAUUCCCUGGAGGAGCACUUGUUGAUGAUAUCCAUUCAUUCAUUGAUAAAAGCAGAAGAUUAAUCAUUAUACUGAGCCAGAACUACGUUUCUGACAGAGCCAUAUAUGAACUUGAGAGUGGACUGCAUAAAGCCCUAGUUGAAAGAAAAACUAAGAUCAUAUUAAUUGAAUAUAUGCCUAUAAGUGACUACAAUUUCUUGCCAGAAUCACUGUCACUUUUACCAUCAAAAAGGGUGGUGAAAUGGAAAAAAGAUAAAUCUCUUCCCGUGAAUUCCAGAUUUUGGAAGAACCUUCGGUACCUGAUGCCAGCAAAGCCUAUCAAGACAAAGACCAAAGGGCACUAUAGUAACUUUGAAUUAGGCUCAGAAACUGCUCAACCCUGAACUGAGGGCUGUGACUUUAAUGCAGUCAUAUAACAAUUCUGGAGACAGAAGAUGCAGCAGAAAACUGUGUAUUUUGCUAACUAAUAGAACUAAAUAAACUAAUAUUUUGGGAAAUAGCUGAUUAAGAGGCCAGCUCUGAGAUCUGAUGAGAAU